ACAGAUUAUUUGGUGUUUCGUCUGGUUAUGGAAUUUCUGUCCUUUGUGUCCAUGCGGUUCCAGUGGUGCAGCCGAGAGGCAUGUUCUGUGCAGAAGAUUGAGAACAUGGUGAUCUAAAUCAAUUUCUCUUGGAUUUGGCUUCACAUUAAAGACCUUCUGCACUGUGUACAGGCACAGUUGCUGAUAUGUGUUCAAGAUGAGUGGGAUGGGAGAAAAUACCUCUGACCCGUCCAGGGCAGAGACAAGAAAACGCAAGGAAUGUCCUGACCAGCUCGGACCCAGCCCCAAAAGGAACACUGAGAAACGUAAUCGUGAACAGGAAAAUAAGUACAUAGAAGAACUUGCCGAGCUGAUUUUUGCAAAUUUUAAUGAUAUCGACAACUUCAACUUCAAACCUGACAAAUGUGCAAUCUUAAAAGAAACUGUGAAGCAGAUUCGCCAGAUCAAAGAACAAGAGAAAGCAGCCGCUGCCAACAUAGACGAAGUACAGAAGGCAGACGUAUCGUCCACAGGGCAGGGCGUCAUCGACAAGGAUGCACUGGGGCCCAUGAUGCUCGAGGCCCUCGAUGGGUUCUUCUUCGUAGUGAGCCUGGAAGGCAAUGUGGUGUUCGUCUCCGAGAACGUGACGCAGUAUCUAAGGUAUAACCAGGAAGAGCUGAUGAACAAAAGUGUGUACAGCAUCCUGCAUGUCGGGGACCACACUGAAUUUGUCAAGAAUCUGCUGCCAAAGUCCAUAGUGAAUGGGGGAUCUUGGUCUGGAGAACCUCCCAGGCGGAACAGCCAUACCUUCAACUGUCGAAUGCUGGUGAAGCCUUUGCCAGACUCAGAAGAGGAAGGCCAUGAUAAUCAGGAAGCACACCAGAAAUACGAGACUAUGCAGUGCUUCGCUGUUUCUCAGCCAAAGUCUAUCAAGGAGGAAGGAGAAGAUUUGCAGUCCUGCUUGAUUUGUGUGGCUCGGAGAGUCCCCAUGAAGGAAAGGCCGGCCCUUCCCUCAUCAGAGAGCUUUACCACCCGCCAGGACCUCCAAGGCAAGAUCACUUCCCUGGACACUAGCACCAUGAGAGCCGCCAUGAAGCCGGGCUGGGAGGAUCUGGUGAGGCGAUGCAUUCAGAAAUUCCACACACAGCACGAAGGGGAGUCUCUGUCCUACGCCAAGAGGCAUCAUCAUGAAGUUCUGAGACAAGGAUUGGCAUUCAGUCAAAUCUACCGUUUUUCUUUGUCCGAUGGCACUCUUGUUGCUGCACAAACGAAGAGCAAACUCAUCCGUUCUCAGACUACUAAUGAGCCUCAGCUUGUAAUAUCUUUACACAUGCUUCACAGAGAGCAGAAUGUAUGUGUAAUGAAUCCGGAUCUGACUGGACAAGCGAUGGGGAAGCCAUUGAAUCCAAUUAGCUCUAGCAGCCCUGCCCAUCAGGCCAUGUGCAGUGGGAACCCAGGUCAGGACAUGACCCUCAGUAGCAAUAUAAAUUUUCCCAUGAAUGGCCCAAAGGAGCAAAUGGGCAUGCCGAUGGGCAGGUUUGGUGGUUCUGGGGGCAUGAACCAUGCAUCAGGCAUGCAGGCAACCACUCCUCAGGGUAGUAACUAUGCACUCAAAAUGAACAGUCCCUCACAAAGCAGCCCCGGCAUGAACCCAGGGCAACCCACCUCCAUGCUCUCACCAAGGCAUCGCAUGAGCCCCGGCGUGGCUGGCAGUCCUCGCAUCCCACCCAGUCAGUUUUCCCCUGCAGGAAGCUUGCAUUCCCCUGUGGGAGUUUGCAGCAGCACAGGAAAUAGCCAUAGUUACACCAACAGUUCCCUCAAUGCACUGCAAGCCCUCAGUGAGGGCCAUGGGGUCUCAUUAGGGUCAUCGUUGGCUUCACCGGACCUAAAAAUGGGCAAUUUGCAAAACUCCCCAGUUAAUAUGAAUCCUCCCCCACUCAGCAAGAUGGGAAGCUUGGACUCCAAAGACUGUUUUGGACUUUAUGGGGAGCCACCAGAAGGUACAACUGGACAAGCAGAGACCAGCUGCCAUCCUGGAGAACAAAAGGAGCCCAACGACUCCAGCAUGCCCCAGGCGGCCAGUGGGGACAGGGCUGAGGGACACAGCCGGCUGCAUGACAGCAAAGGGCAGACCAAGCUCCUACAGCUGCUGACCACCAAGUCCGACCAGAUGGAGCCCUCACCCUUGCCCAGCUCUUUGUCGGACACAAAUAAGGACUCUGCGGGUAGCUUGCCUGGGCCUGGGUCCACACAUGGCACCUCGCUCAAGGAGAAGCAUAAGAUUUUGCACAGACUCUUACAGGACAGCAGUUCCCCUGUGGACUUGGCCAAGCUAACAGCAGAGGCCACGGGCAAAGAGCUGAGCCAGGAGUCCAGCAGCACAGCUCCUGGGUCAGACGUGACUGUCAAACAGGAGCCCGUGAGCCCCAAGAAGAAAGAGAAUGCACUACUUCGAUAUUUGCUCGAUAAAGAUGAUACUAAAGAUAUUGGUUUACCGGAAAUAACCCCCAAACUUGAGCGACUGGACAGUAAGACAGAGCCUGCCAGUAACACAAAGCUAAUCGCUAUGAAAACUGUGAAGGAGGAGGUGAGCUUUGAGCCCAGUGACCAGCCUGGCAGCGAGCUGGACAACUUGGAAGAGAUUUUGGAUGAUCUGCAGAAUAGUCAGUUACCACAGCUUUUCCCAGACACAAGGCCAGGGGCCCCUGCUGGGUCAGUGGACAAGCAAGCCAUCAUCAAUGACCUCAUGCAACUCACCGCUGACAGCGGUCCCAUCACACCUGUUGGAGCCCAGAAAACAGCGCUGCGAAUGUCACAGAGCACUUUUAAUAACCCACGACCAGGGCAACUGGGCAGGUUAUUGCCAAACCAGAAUUUACCACUUGACAUCACAUUGCAAAGCCCAACUGGUGCUGGACCUUUCCCACCAAUCAGAAACAAUAGUCCCUACUCAGUGAUACCUCAGCCAGGAAUGAUGGGUAACCAAGGGAUGCUAGGAAGCCAAGGAAACUUAGGGAACAAUAGCACAGGAAUGAUUGGCAGUAGCACUUCCCGGCCCACCAUGCCUUCUGGGGAAUGGGCACCACAGAGUUCGGCUGUGAGAGUUACUUGCGCUGCGACCACUGGUGCCAUGAACCGGCCAAUACAAGGAGGCAUGAUUCGGAAUCCAACAGCCAACAUCCCCAUGCGAGCCAACAACCAGCCUGGCCAAAGACAGAUGCUCCAGUCUCAGGUCAUGAACAUAGGGCCUUCUGAAUUAGAGAUGAACAUGGGAGGUCCUCAGUAUAACCAACAGCAGGCUCCUCCAAACCAAACUGCCCCAUGGCCUGAGAGCAUCCUGCCUAUAGACCAGGCAUCCUUUGCCAGCCAGAACAGGCAGCCAUUUGGCAGCUCCCCCGAUGACCUGCUGUGUCCACAUCCUGCGGCAGAGUCGCCUAGUGAUGAGGGCGCUCUUCUAGACCAGCUGUAUUUGGCCUUGCGGAACUUCGAUGGCCUCGAGGAGAUUGAUAGAGCUCUGGGGAUACCAGAACUGGUCAGCCAGAGUCAAGCUGUAGAUCCAGAGCAGUUCUCCAGCCAAGAGUCCAACAUGAUGCUAGAGCAGAAGGCCCCUGUUUUCCCACAGCAGUACGCAUCUCAGGCACAAAUGGCCCAGGGUAGCUAUAAUCCCAUGCAAGAUCCAAACUUUCACAGCAUGGGCCAGCGGCCUAACUACACCACACUCCGAAUGCAGCCCCGACCAGGCCUCAGGCCCACCGGCCUCGUGCAGAACCAGCCAAACCAACUGAGACUUCAGCUUCAGCAUCGCCUCCAAGCACAGCAGAAUCGCCAGCCUAUUAUGAAUCAAAUCAGCAACGUUUCAAAUGUGAACUUGACUCUGAGGCCUGGAGUACCAACACAGGCUCCUAUUAAUGCCCAGAUGCUGGCCCAGAGGCAGCGGGAAAUCCUCAACCAGCAUCUCCGCCAGAGACAAAUACAUCAGCAGCAGCAGGUGCAGCAGCGAACUUUGAUGAUGAGAGGACAAGGGUUGAAUAUGACCCCAAGCAUGGUGGCUCCUAGUGGUAUACCAGCAGCCAUGAGCAAUCCCCGGAUUCCCCAGGCCAAUGCCCAGCAGUUUCCAUUUCCUCCAAACUACGGAAUAAGUCAGCAACCUGACCCUGGCUUUACUGGAGCUACGACUCCCCAGAGUCCUCUGAUGUCUCCCCGGAUGGCGCAUACCCAGAGUCCCAUGAUGCAGCAGUCUCAAGCCAACCCAGCCUACCAGCCCCCGUCAGACAUGAACGGAUGGGCACAGGGGAGCAUGGGUGGGAACAGCAUGUUUUCACAGCAGUCUCCUCCACACUUCGGGCAGCAAGCAAACACCAGCAUGUACAAUAACAACAUGAACAUUAGUGUGUCCAUGGCAACCAACACAGCUGGCUUGAGCACCAUGAACCAGAUGACAGGACAGAUGAGCAUGACCUCAGUGACCUCCGUGCCUACAUCGGGGCUGUCCUCCAUGGGUCCCGAGCAGGUAAAUGACCCUGCUCUGAGGGGAGGCAACCUUUUCCCGAACCCACUGCCUGGAAUGGACAUGAUCAAACAGGAGGGAGAUACGUCCCGGAAAUACUGCUGACCCUGCGGGAGGCUCUUUUCUUCUUUCUUCAACCCACUGGGCGCUACUUUGCUCAAAACACUUACCAGUCUGGAGAGCUGCGUCUGUUUUGAGCCUCCUGACCUACCACCAGUUCUCCCAGGACACAAUCAGGACAGUUGGGCCCUGGCCCCCAGCAUCGAGCGUGCUGGCUUGGUGGCCUGGCUGCCACCGGAAGAGCUGCCUCUCCUGACAGCCUGCAGCCAGCCUCCAGACCACCCCGCAGUCUGUUCACUGCAUUCACCUUAGUGCAACUUAGAUCUCCUGCAAAGUAAAUGUCGACAGGCAGACUUCAUCCCCAUUCAGAUUGAAUGUAUUUAAAUGUGUGUAUCUGAGGAGAACCAUGCUCUUGUUCUGUUCCUGUUCGGUUCCAGACACUGGUCUCUUGCUUUGUUUUCUGUGGCUAAUCAGUCUAGUACAAAACAUUAUGGUCUUAUCUAGGGGAAAGAAAGGCAUUUUAACAGUCAGACACCAGGUGUACUAAGCUAAAGCCUGCAUUUGGGAUGGAAGCAGGGCAGACACUGUGGACAAUGCCGUGGGUGCUGACACAGCCAGUGGCCGACAGCUGACACAUGCAGAGUUCUGUCCUACACAAAGCUGACAACCGUGUCGGAAGGAGUGUCGGUUCCUGAACAGAUGACAAGGCUCCUGAAAGAGGCAGCUAACAUUGACAAGUAUCUGUUCUGCUUUUUCUCUCUGUUAAAACCAAACUAGUUCCCCCAAAUCAUGAAUCAGAAAGAAAUACUUAUUUCUAAAUUCAGUGUUUUUAGAUUGAUCCCAUAGUUUUAAUUGACAUCCACUGCCCCUCUCAAUCCUGACUUCUCCCUGCCCCUCCCUGCCUUCUCUUGUCCCUCCCACUUUUAUUCUUUUAAAAUAAAAACAGCAACAGCAUAAACUGUAGAAACCAGGUAAGCCCUUCCUUUCUGUCCAUGUUUUGCCAGCCACUUACAGCAGCUUACCUUUUUAAGUAUCUCCUGUGAAGGAGAGGGGCAAAGUGGGGGUGUGAUGGCAGCCAGGCUCCGACACCCGCUUGCGAAGCCUGGACCGCCCUGUCACCUCAGGCCUCCAAAAUGAGAGAACAUACUAAUGAAACCGACAGCAGACAUCACGACAGAUAUAACCUCUGCCAUGUGUUUUUUUAUUUUGUUUUUUAGCAGUGCUGAUAAAGCCGAAGUUUUGUAAGGUACAUAAAAAUCCAAUUUAUAUGUAAACAAGCAAUAAUUUAAGUUCUGAACUUAAGUGUUUUAAUUGUAUAAUUUUGUGAGGUAUACAUAUUGUGGGAUUGACUCAAAAAAUGAGGUACUUCAGUAUUAAAUUAGAUAUCUUCAUAGCAAUGUCUCCUAAAGGCGUUUUGUAAAGGCUGCCAAUGCCUUGAUUAGACCUGAUUUGUAGACUUCAGACCUUUUGUUUUCUAAACCUUAAGAUUCUGCUCACGAAUCACGUAUCUAAUCUAUAUGAUAUGCAGCCGCUAUAGGAACCAAGUCUUGAUUUUAUAUGUUUAUAUUCUUUCUUAAUAAACCUUAGAAAGACUACGUUACUAAGCAGCCCAUUUUAUGGUUGUUUUUCUGCCCUCUCUGUCGGGGAUAACCUUUAGUAAUUGGUGUCAGUUUCAGACAACUGCAGUACCCAGAACUGAGACCUUUCAAUUCUCCCCAACCCCUGAUACUUUCUUACCUAAAUUUCAGAAUGAUAUCUUUUUGAAGUCUAAAAACAAAGCAUUUUAUAAUAUCUCAUUAUCCAAGCUUUCUAGGAACAGAGAAGUUUUUCCUUGAAAUUAUUUAUUCCUGGCAGGGUAAAAAACAUAAACUACCCUAUUUAUAUCUCCCUAUAUAUCUACAGAUUGUGGGAAUAUAGAAAGAGAUAUGGCCCAAAGACAAAUGGUCAGUCAUCUGAAAGUGUUGCUCCAUGCUAAAGAACUUUCUGGAAAUUUGCAUUUCGAGACCUUUUUCCACUUUGAGAGGAAUCUCAGUGCAGGGAGGUGGCCAAGGAACAAUACUUCCCAGUGGGCACCAGUUCAUGUGUCUGCUCGAGGCUCCACUUUUCUCACCAAAACAGUUGGGUUGCACAGCUGUGCUGUAAAGGGAGCAGAAGAAGCCCAGAACUCCAAGACCCCGCCCCAGGAACGAGCAAGACCCAUUUUCAGAUCAUUUUUUUAGAAAUAAUGGGAGGCAGGAUAUCUUUUAACUUCACACAGCCCAAGAGAAGAUGGAGUUUAAGACAGAUUUGUUUUGUUUUGAAUCUUAAAUCCCAUUUCACUGUAACACCAGCCAUAACAUCUGUCAACAUUCAUCCAAUCCACCACUGUUCUCUAAUGGCAAUCCCAAGCCAGACAAGUGUACCAGCCUGGCAGUUAGAGCAGCCUGUGAUUACGACAUGAAAAAGAGCGCGUACAUUCUCUCACAGUUCCAAGCAGUAGUAAUGCAUUUUAUUUGACAUCUAAUUAUAGAAUAAAAUGAGUGAAGGAGCCAUCUGAUCAUGUUACCAUAGAAGCAAAUGCCAAAUCGACUCCCUUCAUCAGUAUUUCUCAUGCUACACACAAUAAAUUUGUACUUGGUUUUUGUUUAGCGGAACAUAUAAUCAGUGUUUUCUUAUAUUACUCAAUGUGAAAAACAUAAUGUGAAAAGUAUACACACCUUACCUUGGUUGUAUAACCCACCUAAGUGUUCAUGUAACGUGGUUUUAAAAGUGAAGUGAGCUGUGUUACUAGAACAGAUUCGUUUGACUCAAAGACUAAACCCCCCGUGUAUCUCUUACGACCUGUAAUGAUUGAAAGCAAUGGUCUUUUGCAGUUGAAGAUGCAGCUUUUCAUCUGUGUUUCAAAGCGGAGUUCCUACGGGCGUGACACAUGAACUGGGAGGCACAGAUCCACUUGCAGAACCCAAAGAUACACAAUCAAUUUUGAAAUGCAACUUAAGCCAUUAACUAAUUGUUGGUGUGAACUUAAAAUUUUCUAGUGUUUGUAUGGUAGUACGCUGCCUAAGAGCAAAGCAUUCUCUGCACAAAAGAAAAUACUGUAGUGGCUUCGAUUUUAAUUAGAAUUUUCUCCCUGGUGUUUCUUUAUAGACUAAAACAAAAUCUUUUAAGUUUCUUACUACAGGUAAAAGCUAUGUGCAAGAACCUCAAAAUGCUAAAACCUAGCAUAAUGCCUUAGAUCUGUUUUUAAGUCUUGUAUAUUCCUACCUAGCUGUCCAAUGUAUUAUAUUUGUAUAGUGAAUUGUGUACAAUUUUUGAAUAAGUACGUCAUCACUUACCCGUAUGUUAUUGAGCAGUGAUGAUGACCCGUUUCUUCAGACAUUUAACUGUCAUUUUUUUCCUUUGUCAUUCGUGGGUUUUAUUUUGUACAGUUCUUCAUGAAGUCGCACCUGAGGUGUGUGUAUAUGAAAAGAUUAUACAAGGGUAAACUUAAGCAAUAUAUUCACUAUGGUUCUUCAGGAGAAAGCUUACAGUGUUUCAGGUUGUGGAUUUAUUUUCAAAACAGAGUUGACUCUGAGCAUCACUUUGUUCAUCUGCAUUGAUGUUUGUAUUUCUAGUGUGAGCAGUUUAUGCAAAGGUAGAUAUAUUCAGAGAAAUUUUAAAUACAUUUAUGCAAGUUACUAUUGCUUUGCUGAUGCUAUUUGCUUAUUUGAUGUUAAAUAAUGCUAUUGUAAAUAAAGAAUCUGUUGUUACUGCAUCAUUUAAUAAAUUUUAAUGCCUUCGGGUUUUACAUGGCUUUAGAGAUUUUAA
Molecule: messenger RNA, 8332 nt
Organism: Psammomys obesus (fat sand rat)
Lineage: Eukaryota; Metazoa; Chordata; Mammalia; Rodentia; Muridae
Gene: Ncoa2
Product: nuclear receptor coactivator 2
Exons: 23
Coding region: 197-4591 (1464 amino acids)
Biological process (GO): positive regulation of transcription by RNA polymerase II; cellular response to hormone stimulus
Cellular component (GO): nucleus
Molecular function (GO): protein dimerization activity; nuclear receptor binding
Source: RefSeq, a predicted model, not a curated record